CAAUGCAUGUCAGUUCCUGUAGAACAGACACGGGAACUAAAUUAACAAAAUCUUGUCAUGCUGUUGCAAAUGAAUCAUAGUUAUCAUUUUGGUAGAAAGUUUUAAAUUCGUGGAUGACAAGACGACGGGAUUACUGUGUUCGUUCUUCGGUGUGAGACUACCUACCGGAAGAGACAAGCCACUGACACCUAGGCUGUAUUGUGUGAGAGUCAUUGUCUAUACAGCUAGCAGAGUUACACGACAGAAGAAUGGAGUCAGAAGAACCCCAACCCAAAGUUGAAGCGGACCGUAGCUGGAGGGACAUGUGGGACACCUACCACCCCACCAUGGAGUCCAUGCGGGUGUACGUCAUGUCGCUAGGCCUGCUGGUCCUUGUGUGGCUGGUGGGGUACUGGGGCUUCAGCGUCACGUGGGUCAUGCUGGGGCUCUUCAUCUGGAUGUGGCGCGAGAAGAAGAUCAGGAAGAAGAACUACAAGAUCCAAACCGCGCGCGGCGUGGCUCAAAACGAGCAGUCCACCAUACUGUCCUGCGUACAAGAUCUGCCGUCAUGGGUUUACUUCCCAGAUGUGGAGAAAGCAGAGUGGCUCAACAAGAUUUUGGCUCAAGUCUGGCCGAACCUGGACCGCUAUGUGGAGGAGACACUGCGCCUGUCUGUGGAGCCGGCUGUCCAGCAGGCGAACGAGAUGCUGAAGUCUUUCCAGUUCAGUAAGAUCGACCUGGGGGAUGAGCCGCCGCGAGUAGCGGGUGUUCAAGUCUACACCGAGUAUGUCAAGAAGAACGAAAUCGUCAUGGACAUGGAUCUAAUGUACUCCGGAGACUGUGACAUAGAAAUUCGCAUCAAACGCUUCCUGGCCGGCGUCCAAGACCUACAGGUCCAGGGCACCGUCCGAGUGGUGAUGAAACCACUGAUGAGUCAGCACCCUCUGGUGGGAGGAAUCACCGUGUUCUUCCUCAACAGACCGGAGAUCAACUUCAAUCUGAGUAACAUUGGAGAGGUGCUGAAUUUUCCUGGUUUAAGCUCCUUGCUGAAGGGCGUGGUAGCUGACCAAGUCGCGGCCUUCAUGGUUCUACCGAACCGCUUUCCCAUUCCCCUGGUACCGGACCUGGACACCAGCCGGCUCAGGUACCCCAUGCCUAAGGGCGUUCUGCGUAUUCAACUGAAGGAGGCGAAACAACUCAUGUCAGCUGAUCCGGAUUUCUUCACUAAGAAGGGGAAAUCAGAUCCUUACUGUAUUCUGCAUGUUGGAGCUCAACUCUUUAAGAGUAAGACCAUUCAAAGGACUCUGGAGCCGAAGUGGAACCAGUAUUUUGAGGCUGUGGUGUACGAGGUAGAAGGACAGACCAUGCAGAUCAACGUAUUUGACGAGGAUCCCGGCGUUAAAGAUGACCCUCUUGGAAAUGCAACUGUGAGUGUCGGACAAGUCGCCAAGGAAGGAUUCACGGAUGUGUGGCUACCUCUGGAGGACGCUAAGAGUGGACAAGUGCGUUUGCGGAUGACAUGGCUUGGACUAAGCUCUCAACGGGAGGCUUUAGAAAAGAUGGAGCGAAUGAAGAGAGUGACUGACAUGGAUGACAUGUCGUCUGCUCUUCUCUUUGUGCGCGUGGACUCUGCAACUGGGCUACCGCCUAAGAAGAAGGUUGAAGACGUGAAUACCUACGUAGAACUGACGAUGGGGAAGCAGCACGAAAAGUCAUGGAUCCAAUGGGGCACGGACAAGCCAGUGUGGGGACAAGGGUUUACUUUCCUUUUAAAGGAUCCGCACUCCGAAGAACUACUGAUUGAGAUCAAAGAGGAGAGGUCCAAGAAGACAAUAGGGAAGAAAAUCGUUCCGGUUGCGACAGUGUUGGAGAAGAUGAAGUCCAGCGAUCCUGUCUUCCUCGAGGGUCCUAAAGGAGUCAAGAUCGAGAUGAAAAUGGAGCUGAUUCUCAGGAUUCUGUCCUCCGAUGUUAGCGAGGAGUCGCUGGAAGAGGAGGAGAUCCCCCUGACGCCGACCAUGACGACCCUUCCCUCCACCCCUGACGCCGGACCGUCCAGCCCCCUCAUGCUCCCCGAGAUACGGCUGGCCAGUAUCUCCGAGACGGAACUGUCCUCUACUCCCGACUCACCGGUCACACCAGUGCCCAAAGGAGAAGCUGGACAACUGCUGAUGACCAUCUACCACAGUCUGAACAGCAGCAAGGUGCUGGUCACUGUACACAAGGCCAGGAAUCUCCUUCCACCCAGAGGUUCAAAGGUCUGUGAUGCAUAUGUGCGCAUGCGUCUCUGUGUUGGUGACAAGAAGUCAGAGAUAAAGAAAACAAGCGCCGUCAAGGAGAACCUCAAUCCUGCCUGGGAUGAAACGCUAGGCUUUCCUGCAAGUCUCGCUGAGGCCAAGCAGGGUCGUCUUGAAGUGGCCGUGAAGCACAAGAGGUCCCUGCUGAAGAGUUUCCGUGGAGUCGACAGCUGGUAUCUUGGCGACGUGGAGGUGGACCUGUCCAAUGUGGAACAACUGGAAGUUAAAGGCCAGCCUCAAUGGUUUGAUCUGAAGAGAGAUGUUGGAGCAAGGCUGUCCAGGUAUGCCUCCUUCAUCAGCACAAGAUCAGGAGCAGAACAAUAAUGUCAACACCAUGGAUAAAUCAUGUAAACACCAUCCUUACAUGUUGCUAGAGACUGCUGGUGAUACAGUAGACUAAAGGCCCUGUCACAACUGUCAUAUGAUAGGCUGGUGGCAGCAAAUAAAUGGCAUUCUUGUUACAGUAGGGGAGGUGAUAUACAAAAUUCAGCUGUCUGCCACAGGAACGGUUGUCAUAUAUCCUUGACGACGGUCAGUUCUGUCAUAGCUUGGCUAGGAAUGCUACCAAAGAAAACAUGUGACUGCAGAUUUAAGCUGAUCAAGGCUAGCUAUCAGGGACAUACAUAACUGACCCUUUGAGUGAAAGUUUGACAAGGCUAUGACAAUAGUAAUCGGGUUACCAAAAUAUAAUCAAUAGCACCUUGUAAUAACCAGCUAUGCAAUAUGUAUUAUUAGAAGAGACUAUCAGGAUAAUUCUGUUGUGAAAGAAUAAGAAUCAGUGUUGCAUUGCAUAUUGUACGCAGAAGCACUGGCUAAAGCAUAACUGGUAUACUGUAUAAAAGUAUGUGAAUUUAGUGAUAGAUUUUAGACUUUUUAAAGCUACAUUUGUAGAGAAAUAUUUUUCCGGAAGACAGUACCCUAAUAGUGUCUUAAAAAACCCUGGUGGUAUUUUAAGCUGUUAAGUGUUUUCUGUAAAAUGCCAUGGCAAAUUCUUUUCACACUACUACAUGUUUAACAUAAUGGUGAAUAGAAGCAGGCAUGUUGCUUUAACAAUGUGCAAUAUGUAAGUUCAGUGCUUGCUUAUAUAUAAUGUGCCUUAAAACUAAAAUCACUUUAUCAAAGAGCAGACAAGAUUAAUUAAGCAAUAGAAGUACAC
Branchiostoma belcheri (Belcher's lancelet) is the source of this 3429-nucleotide messenger RNA. RefSeq names its product extended synaptotagmin-2-like. The transcript is spliced from 24 exons. Gene Ontology annotation, biological process: lipid transport. Lineage: Eukaryota; Metazoa; Chordata; Leptocardii; Amphioxiformes; Branchiostomatidae. The record is from RefSeq and is a predicted model, not a curated record. The coding region runs from base 249 to 2597 and encodes 782 amino acids. Gene Ontology annotation, molecular function: lipid binding.